AAGUGUUUGCUACUUGUUGAAUUUGGGGUUUUUUUAGAAGUAAAUCCACUAGGAGUGUGAAAUGAAGGCAUACAUUAUUCGGACAAUAGGGGAAAUAUGAAAUCAUAAAUUAAUAUGAAGGUUGCCUGGGAGAUAAGAAUGAAAUGACGAAAGUCGAUGAACCUGUUUCAUUGGUUGCUUCCCGUAUUUUUACCUGUGCUGGGCUGUGGGCGAGCUCAGACGUACGAGCGUCAGCUGGAGCAUACCAUUUUGAGGUUUCUGAUUGGACGAUAAUGUCGGUACGUAAGUGGGUGCUUGAACCGCAUUUUCAAACGAAAAACUAGACAAGACAUUUCAAGCCUUGGUACUAGGUGCGUGUAUGUGGUGUGUUUUUGUAAUAUCGAACAAAGAUAAAGGGUAGCACGUGCUAUUAUUAAUUAGUGAUAUAUCUGUGAUAUUUGGAAUAUUUCUAAACCACCCUCGAAUCCAUAGAGACCACACCUCAACCUGAAAAGUGGACGUGAAUUGAACUAAAAAUCCGCUAGGUUACGUCAAAUUUCCUACGAUAGUUGGCGAAUGUAAUAUGGCCGCCUGAAGAAACCAUUUUAUUAAUGUCUUUUGUUGUGUGAACUGCAUUAUUCAAAGACAUGGAGCUACGAGUGGGUAAUAAAUAUAGGCUCGGCCGCAAAAUAGGCUCCGGCUCGUUUGGGGACAUUUAUCUGGGAACCAAUAUCUCGACGGGCGAGGAGGUUGCAAUUAAACUGGAAUGCAUCAAAACCCGACAUCCACAGCUACACAUAGAGUCCAAGUUUUACAAAAUGAUGCAGGGUGGUGUUGGAAUUCCUCAAAUGAAAUGGUGUGGUUCUGAAGGUGACUAUAAUGUAAUGGUUAUGGAGCUGCUAGGUCCUUCUUUGGAAGAUCUUUUCAACUUUUGUUCGCGCCGUUUUUCCCUCAAGACCGUCCUGCUUUUAGCAGACCAACUGAUCUCACGCACCGAUUUCAUUCACUCCAGGAAUUUUAUCCAUAGAGAUAUUAAACCUGAUAACUUUCUGAUGGGUUUGGGAAAGAAAGGCAAUUUAGUUUAUAUAAUAGAUUUUGGAUUAGCCAAAAAGUAUAGAGAUGGACGGAGCCAUCUGCAUAUUCCAUACAAAGAUAAUAAAAAUCUUACAGGUACUGCCAGGUAUGCAAGCAUUAACACUCAUUUAGGAAUUGAACAGUCGAGAAGAGACGAUCUCGAAUCGUUAGGCUAUGUGUUAAUGUAUUUCAAUAGAGGGUCACUGCCUUGGCAAGGCCUAAAAGCUGCCACAAAGCGACAAAAAUAUGAACGGAUUUCUGAGAAAAAAAUUUCCACUCCCAUAGAUGAAUUGUGCAAGGGCUACCCUCCAGAAUUUCCUACAUAUCUGACCUAUUGUAAGUCCUUAAGGUUUGAACAAAGGCCUGAUUACAGUUACCUAAGACAAUUAUUCAGAACACUAUUUCAUAGACAAGGCUUUACGUAUGAUUAUGUCUUUGACUGGAACAUGCUUAAAUUUGGGGGUUCAAGGGGGAGCCAUUGCGAGGAAAACACAGGUCGAUCUGGUGGUGCACGGUACGGAUCGCAUGCUGCAGGUGCUACUACUGCAGGCGCUGUUGGGGAUACAGCUACUGCUUCUCCCCAGCAGCAGCAGCAGCAAAGAAGUAGAAGAGCACACGAUGCUCCCGCCCCUAAUCCUUUAGACGAUGUUAUAACUAGUAAUUCUCUUAGAAUGCAUGAAAGCCACGAACGGCGAGUUUCGAUGAGACUCCGGCAAGGAGCUCCCAAUGCUUCCACUUCGGACUUGAGUACAUCAAAACAAGCAAAGAAGCGCCUCCGGAGUGGCAAUGGCGCCCCCAUCAAUGCCCAGCGCACAGGGCCAACAGGGCGGCGCCCCUAGAAGGGGAAGUUCAAGCAAAGAUCCACCUGGCCGGAUGAAGAAAUGAGAGUGGUAAGCUGUUUAAAACAGCUGAAGUUCCAUGCAGAAGUGUUGUGUACUUUAAAGUGAGCACGAAUGUGACUGUGAAUUUUUCGGAGAAUUUCGUUGAUAAUGUUGGCGAAUGAGUAGCUCAAAUUACUUAAAAUGCUUCAGUUCAUAUCUACGAAAUUUGUUAUUUUUCUUAGUUUCGUGUUUUUGGACCUGUUUUUUAAACGUUUCAGAGUUUCCCUAUAAGCAGUUUAGAUGAAAUCAAAGCAAAAGACUGAUACUUUAAUUAGUUGAAAUUAAGCUUGGUACUAACUGUUGUUGCACCAUGAAACCUCUGAAAUGUAAAUACAAUUGUAUUUAGACAAUUCGUCUGCAGUGAAGUAAGAGUAAACAAAAAGUGCAAUUAAAUUUCGACAAAUACUUUUAAAAUAUUUGGCAGUAACCAUUGCAAUUUACGAGCUGUUCAUCACAAUUUUUUUGCAAGUUCCAUUAGAAAGAAUGUAAAGUUUACGAGUUUUUCAAGUGACUUUUACUUUGAGGUCUAUAGAUCACCGUUGGAGAAUGUUGGUAUUUCAUGUAGUUUUAAACGUUAGAACUCCGCCUCCGUGCCAAUGCGCACUAAGAUGAAGUUAUUCCAGUCUGUAAUGAAUAUUAAGGAGUUAAUAUUCGAGUGUACUUUGUGAUCAAGCUAACGGUUUAUUGGCGGCAAAUGAGUUCUCUUAAGCCACAUUUUCCAAGAAACACGGAAUAUGUAGCUGUACUAAAACAGUUGUUAAAGUGUAGCCAAGAGUGGUGAUACAUACACCUGGCAAUCGCAACCUAUGUUUCAAUGUUAUAUUUCCAAUAUCCACAUCGGUUGCGGUUUUGUUAAACGUCUUAAUUAUUUGUUGUUACUACAUAUUGAUUAUUUUUAAUCAUCCUCUUGAUUCUUGUUGAUCGCAGCGGUAUUCAAAGAAUUUUUUUUUGAUUUUGUUAAAGGUUCAGUAGUUCAACAAUACGCUUUAGUGUGACAAACAAGAAGUGAACGUUUUGGUAGUGUUAUUUCUUGUAAAUAGUGGUUGCUAAAUGUGUUGAAAUGGGUCGAUUUGAAAUAUUCAGUUCUUGUUGAGCAAUACAUUUUGAAUGUUGCUCAAAUUCGUUUCAGUUUCGGUGUAAAUUUUGUCUCUAAACUCUCCACUCUCUAACAUGUUUUUUUUUAGAUUUGUUAAAUAAGUAUUAUAAAGGAUGACUGUGCAAUGAUUAUGUAUGUAUCGCCACUGCUUGACAAUCGAUUAAAAACGUUAGCAUAAGUGAUAACGCAACGACGAUUUUACUAAAUUAGACCAUAUGAAUGAUUGAUUUUAUGUAUGGACAUAUAGCUAGGACUGGACUGAAUGUCAAUAAGUGUGUUUGUCGGGUUGCAACUUUUGUUUUGGUUUAAUAAUUCAUAUUUAUGAUUUAAGAUUGUCACCUGGACAUUUGUAAAGUCUGUCUGCUUUGUCCAGUCGAUUUAGUCCUGUCCUGUAUAAGUAAAGAAGGCGAAUCCUAACAUUGGAUUUAUGCAUUAAAAAUAUUUGUUUUUUGGCGCUCCGUACGUAAACUCAAAACACAGUUUAGGUUGUUAACAAUGGCGGCACAUACACUCAGCAUAGGAAAAUUACUGAGAAAUAAAAUAAAACAAAAAAUUUCAGUUAGUUUAUGGUGUAAUUCACGAACAUUUUCACAUGAUGAAGGUUGUACUUUCGCCACGUUUGGAUGAUGAUUAUAUUAUAUUAAAAUGAAUAUUGACAACUAAAUAACAAGUUAAUAAUAAAUAAAUGCAUAAAACGUUUAUAUUGGCGUUUCAAUUCCAUUCUUUUAUUCAUUUAAUACAUUGGUUGAAAUGCCACGUUCAGGUAUUCGUCUUCUUUAAUUAAUCUAAUAAGAACCUAAGACUAUAAAUACUAUGUGUAAUCAGUGGAAAAAUUGUACAUAUCUAGACUGAUUUUUGUGUAUUUUGUGUAUAGAAUUGUAAAAUUUAGUUUUGUGAAGAAAUACAUUUUUUAUAUAAAAAUAUUAGGAUUAUAAUGUAAGGUAGCUGAAUGUGUACUGAACGUUAUUUUUGAAAAGGGCGGAUUGAAUCGCUGGAAUUGUUCUUUUCGGAUUUCUAGGAUGAUAAAGUGUGUUUUGGGUAUCUACCAAGGAUAUUUGUAAGUUAGGUGUUUUAUACGAUGUACAGCAUUCUACAUUUUGAAGGGUUACUCUCUAAAGUUUCUGCUUUGAAAACGGGGGGCCUCUUUUUGCAAAGUGUUUUUGUAUGUGUGCAAAUGCUUUUGUGAUUGCGCGGCUAAUUACGCGGAAAUAGCUUACAUUAUUAACAAUCUAUAUCUAUUAAAAAAUAUUUCUCUUUUAAAUUACGUUAUCAAGAAUUCGGCUAUAUUACAUGAUAUAUGGAAGACAGUUGAAUUUGGUAUAUAAAAUGCGAAUUGGACUUUUAAGUAAUUAGUUUGAAGAAUACCAAAUCCAACAAUUCCAGCGGUUAAACACCUUUCAUCAUUUAUCACUAGACAUGUAAAAUUUAAUAUUAACUAUUAUUCGGUAAAGUAUAUUAUGUAUUUUUUUUGUAGCGAAAACAUGUUAAGAGGGACAAGAUAAAUAAAAGUGUUCGACUGGUUAA
This is a messenger RNA of Dendroctonus ponderosae (mountain pine beetle), 4554 nucleotides long. Its product is annotated as casein kinase I. Gene Ontology annotation, cellular component: cytoplasm; nucleus. The record is from RefSeq and is a predicted model, not a curated record. Gene Ontology annotation, molecular function: protein serine/threonine kinase activity; ATP binding. Lineage: Eukaryota; Metazoa; Arthropoda; Insecta; Coleoptera; Curculionidae. The coding region runs from base 627 to 1892 and encodes 421 amino acids. Gene Ontology annotation, biological process: signal transduction; peptidyl-serine phosphorylation; endocytosis. The transcript has 9 exons.